AUGUUGGACGUGAAUCUGUUGAGACCCGAUAAGGGGGGCGACCCGGAUGUCGUGCGAGAGAGCGAAAGGAGACGGUACCGUAAGCCCGAGGGCGUGGACGACGUCUUGACGCUCGACCUGGAGUGGCGAGACGCGAGACACGAGCUCGAUCGCAUCGGUGGAGAGUUUAAUAAGGCGAACAAGGAGGUUGCACUGUUGAUGAAGGCUGGGAAGAAGGAUGAGGCGGCGCCGUUGAUGGAAAUCGUGAAGGAGAUCGAUGAGAGACGAAAGGCGUGCGCGGAGCGGGAAAAGGAAGCCGAGGCAAAGAUGACGACGGCGCUGCUCAAGCUCGGUAACAUCGUGCACGACAGCGUGCCGAUCGAUGAUAAUGAGGAUAACAAUAAGGUUGAGCGCGUGUGGGGGGAGAAGCGCAUGGAGGAAAACCUGCCGAACCACGUGGACUUGAUCGCUAUGCUUGACAUCGCGGACACCGAGCAAGGAACCGAAGUCGCGGGUGGGCGAGGGUACUACCUCAAGGGUGCCGGCGCGCUGCUGAACCAGGCGUUGAUCAACUACGCGCUUGCGUUCUUGUCGAGCCGCGGACACACGCCGCUAGCGACGCCCUUCUUUAUGCGUCAGGAUCGCAUGGCGGAGUGUGCGCAGCUCGCCGAUUUCGAUGAGCAACUUUACAAGGUAACGGGCGAAGGCGAGGACAAGUACCUGAUCGCGACGAGCGAGCAAACGUGCUGCUCGUAUCUGCGCAAGCGUUGGUUGAACACGAACCAGCUUCCAAUUCGGUUGGCGGGUUACUCCACGUGCUUCCGCAAGGAGGUCGGUUCGCACGGUCGCGAUACUCUUGGUAUUUUCCGCGUUCAUCAGUUCGAAAAGGUCGAGCAGUUUGUCGCAGUAUCUGGCGAAGGCGAUGCGAGUUGGAAGGAGAUGGAUCGCAUGAUCGGCAACUCCGAGGCGUUCUAUCAAUCGCUUAACAUUCCUUACCAAGUGGUGAACAUUGUCAGUGGCGCGCUGAAUGACGCCGCGGCGAAGAAGUUCGACCUCGAGGCGUGGUUCCCGUCCUCGCGCACCUUCCGCGAGUUGGUUUCAUGCUCCAACUGCCUCGAUUACCAAUCUAGACGUCUUGAGAUCCGCGAAGGCGCGCCAAAGAAGGGACCGGAGAAGGUCAAGGCGUACGUGCACUUACUCAACUCCACGCUCACCGCGACUGAGCGUACUUUGUGCUGCGUGAUUGAGAACUGGCAAACACCUGAAGGUCUCGUUGUGCCGCCUGCUUUGCGACCGUGGAUGAACGGGAUUGAAUUCAUUCCGUUCGUUCGCAAGCUCGACAAGAAGGGAAAGCUCGUCGAUGUUACGCCGGCGCCAGCGCCGCUAUUCCCGUCCUAUGAUGUCACCGCCGGCGCUGAACCUACCGCUUACGUCAACGCUGGUCCAUGCGCGGUGUCCAAGGCGAUUCAACAAAUCGUCAAGAGCACUGGUGCCGCGGUGAAGAUUGAACCGGCGGCGAUGUGCCCGGAAGAGAUCAAGGCUGAGACGGACAACGCAACGCCCGUGUUCUCGCAAGGUGACCUCGUGCUCUCUGCGCCGUUGGCCAUCCUCCGCCAUAUCGUCAAAUCGAAUCGCGUCGGUGCUGGCUUAUACCCGGCCGGUGCCGCCGAACAAGCCCGCGUGGAAGCUUUGAUCGAAUCCGCCGCCGCCGGUGUGGAGGCUAUUGUUGCCAAGAUUGAGAAGGCGCUCGCGUCCUCUACGUCCGGCUUCCUCGUCGGCAGUUCCGCAUCUUUGGCCGAUGUCUACCUCGCUGCCGUGUGCGAGUCAGUGUCUGGCGGUUCUGACGCCUUCAACGAGUGGCGAACCAAGUCUGGCGCGCUCUAG
Molecule: messenger RNA, 1863 nt
Organism: Ostreococcus tauri
Lineage: Eukaryota; Viridiplantae; Chlorophyta; Mamiellophyceae; Mamiellales; Bathycoccaceae
Product: Aminoacyl-tRNA synthetase, class II
Exons: 2
Coding region: 1-1863 (620 amino acids)
Biological process (GO): seryl-tRNA aminoacylation
Cellular component (GO): cytosol
Molecular function (GO): ATP binding; serine-tRNA ligase activity; tRNA binding
Source: RefSeq, a predicted model, not a curated record